Messenger RNA from Lactuca sativa (garden lettuce), 672 nucleotides. Lineage: Eukaryota; Viridiplantae; Streptophyta; Magnoliopsida; Asterales; Asteraceae. The record is from RefSeq and is a predicted model, not a curated record.
AUGACUAUGUUUUUGGGUUUGCAGGUUUGUCAAGAUUCAUUUGGAAUCCUGUUACAUCAAGGAAAAUAUGUUGAAGACAUGCUUGAGAGGUUCGGGUUCAAAGAUUCAAAAGCUGACCUGACGCCAAUGGCUGAACGACCCCUGUUGUCUCCAGAUUGUGAAGGCGAAUCCGUAGAUCAGAGUGAGUAUAGAUCAAUGAUCGGAUCCCUGAUGUAUCUAACUACGAGCAAGCCGUACAUCAUGUUCACAUUUUUUCAAUGUGCACGAUAUCAGGCUAAUCCUAAACUCUCUCACUUAAUUGUUGUUAAAAGGAUCUUUAGGUAUCUCAAAGGUAACCCAAAAUUGGUUCUUUGGUACUCGAAGAACUCUGAUUUUGAUUUAUAUGCAUUCGCUGACAACAAUUACGGAGGUUGUGAACUUGAUAGGAAAUCAACUUCUGGGGGAUGUCAAUUUUUAGGUGACCUUUUGGUGUCAUGGCAGUGCAAGAAACAACACACGGUCUCAACCUCAACGGCGGAGGCAGAAUACAUUGCUGCUUCUGCCUGUUGCUCUCAAGUCAUUUGGAUUCAACAUCAGCUGUUGGAUUACGAUUUGAAUUUUCUUGAAACUCCUAUCUUCUGUGACAACGAUGCUGCAAUUCAGAUAGCUAAAAAUCCGGUCCAACAUUCUUAG